AUGUGGGGCGUACCCCAAAUCCAGCGAGGGAUUGUAGGCGUCUCGUCAACGCGAAAAGUGGAACAACUCGGUCUUGUCGUGUUCAAGAACGAGCGCGAAAGCAACAAAGAGCAGGUAGAUAAUUUUGUAGGCCUUACGCAGGCCUACAUUAUUAUCAUCAAGACCACGUUCUCGGACGCAUGGCUUGUCCAUUCGACCGAGUCCAAACCUACCAAGCGCUCCAAGUCCUGGUGGACGGACGAGUGCUCGGAGACAUUCGGAGUAUAUCAGUUGAGCCGCUCGCUCGCUGAUUACAACAAGUUUAAGAAGGCGUGCAAAGACGCCAAACGUGAUUUCUUCGAUGAACGUAUCGCGGAGAUUGCUAUUUCUCGCAAGCGCCCAUGGGACCUGAUGGAAUGGGUCAAACAGCGCAAGCUACCACCCUGUGAGGCUAUUCGCAAUGGCGACCGGCCCUGCCACGAUAUGGACGACCUCUGGGACGCCCUACACGGCACAUACAACUCAGCCUCUGGUCGUGAGUACGAUGCCUCAGUAUUAGACGAGCUUCCCGAUGAGCCAGUCCGUGAAUGGGCUGACUUCUCGGAGCAUGAGUUGUUGAGUGCCCUUAAGGGGUGCUCCAACUCCUCUGCACCAGGACCGGACCACGUUACGUGGGUCCACCUAAAGGAGUUGCUUAAGGAUAAACACGUCCUUGCGCUCUUCAUCGUGUUGGCUAACGCUUGCCUACAGGUGGGUCAUUGGCCGCAUAUAUUUAAGGAGUCGCUAUCGGUUAUCAUUCCAAAGCCGAAUAAGCCCUCCUAUUCUGUGCUGAAGGCCUUCAGGCUGAUCGUACUCCUCAUCACUUUCGGCCGUUCCACAGUUUACUGUUGGAACACCUUCCAAUCCGACUCGCGGUCUGCGGACGUGGGUGUUGGGCAGGGCUCAGCUCUCUCGCCUGUUAUCUCUGGGCUGUUCAUUGCUCCGGUAAUGAAGCUCUUUUACAUCAAAGCGGCGCCACUCAACAUGACGCUGCUGUCCUUUGUGGAUGAUGGGACCAUUCUGGCCCAAUCCAAACAACUUGACGAUAAUAAUAUUAUCUACCUUCUCUUUGUUGCCUUCGCGCUCGUUCUUGAACACGACAAGACUGAGUUGUUUCACUUUUCGCGUCGUCGAGAUGCCUACAAUCCGUCGCUGGAUUUGGGGUAUGCCCCUCACACCGGCAAUACACCUUUGAAGCCCAAGACCUAUUGGAGGUACUUGGGAUUCUACUUUGACCGCGGGCUCACGUUUCAUGAGCACGUUCGCUAUUACGCCACCAAGGCGUUUACCACCGUGCAGGCCAUGCGCAUGCUCGGGAACUCUACUAGAGGUCUCUCGCCUAAACAGCGCCGCCUCUUAUAUAGGUCGUGUGUGGUCCCCAUCGCCACAUACGGCUAUCGUCUCUGGUAUUUCGACGGCGCCCGUAAUAAGGGCACGAUGACCCAGUUAAAACGGAUGCAGCGGAAAGCUGCGCUAUGGAUUACAGGUGCUUUCCGCACCUCCCCCACAGGCGGUCUUGAGGCACUAGCGGGUCUCAUCCCCGUCCAUCUCAUGCUGAAGAAGUUGGCGAUGCGCGCAGUGUAUCACAUCGCUACCCUCUCAGACACUCACCCCCUGCGCUCUAUGAUGGGCGAGGGGCUCCUCAAGCGGGCCGCACCACACGCUCGCUCUGCCGCCUUGAUGACCCCAGCCAUGCGGGGGAAAGUCAAGAGCACUGUCAUGGAAGUGGACGAGCGUGUCCACACCUUAACUGAGAGCUUCGAGCCCUUUGCGCCCGAAGCUCGUCCAGGCGACCGGUUACUGGACCGCUAUGCGGACCGUCUCCAUUUUGACGAGUGUGAUCCUGGCCAGGAUAGGCGCCCAUAUCUAGACGAGCUCAUUGCGAAAGCAAGGGCCGACCCACUAACAGUACUGGCUGCAACUGAUGGCUCUGUCCCUCAGUCCAACCAGUAUCAGGCGGCUUCGGCUGCUAUAAUCUACAAGGGACAUCGCGAGCUCAAAAGGACCCGCUAUGUCUCUGGCAGAGUUACCGCCCCAGAUGCGGAACUCAAUGCCAUCUCGUGCGCAGUGCGCCUUGCUGUCAAGCAGGCAAACUGCCAACAUAUUAUGGUCUUCACUGACUCUAUGGGCCGAGCGGUUGACCCCGGCGUGCAUUCUGGUCAGGCUUUUAGUCUGUCAGUAUGUCGCGCUCUUCAAGAGUGGUUUGAGGCAGAUGAUCUCCGUCGCAUUACCUUCGUCUACGUCCCUUCUGCUAUGCGGUGGGAUAUCCAUGGUGAAGCACACAAGUACGUCACCGAACUCAAAGUCAGGGUUGGGCGUUGCAAGACGGACAACUCCAUAGACGCGCUACGCUCUCGAGCUGCGCACUCAGUCCUGGAUUCGUGGAACUCCACUUUCCAGGAUCCAACUUACCGAGGCUCUGAAUUCUUAGAGCUUCAACAGCCUGACGGGCGGCCGCUGCAGCCAUCGUACCUCAACGGGGGACCUUGGCUUUCAACAUUCGGACACAGUAUUACUGAGUUCACCCGCGUUCGCUGGUGUAUAACUGGCCAUGCGCCCAUUGGAGCGUAUUACCGUCGCUUCAAGAUCAAUGAGCCUCAUGGCUGCACUUGCGGGGCUGCUUUGCAGUCCCGUCAGCAUAUCCUCUUUCGCUGUCGCGAUCGCUACUCAGUGCACUACCCCCGUUUUCUUGGGGAUAUUGCAUCUUUUAUGAAGUACAACCCUACGGCGUUUGGCUUCAACCGGGACCCGUCGGGUGUCGGAUAA
Molecule: messenger RNA, 2784 nt
Organism: Cyclocybe aegerita
Lineage: Eukaryota; Fungi; Basidiomycota; Agaricomycetes; Agaricales; Hemipholiotaceae
Source: the annotation of a GenBank genome assembly